Messenger RNA from Trametes versicolor FP-101664 SS1, 579 nucleotides. RefSeq names its product polyadenylate-binding protein 2. Gene Ontology annotation, molecular function: RNA binding. NCBI's taxonomy places the organism in Eukaryota, Fungi, Basidiomycota, Agaricomycetes, Polyporales, Polyporaceae. The coding region runs from base 1 to 579 and encodes 192 amino acids. The transcript is spliced from 5 exons. The record is from RefSeq and is a predicted model, not a curated record.
AUGACCGACGUCGACGCCACGACGCCCACCCUCAAUGAGGACACCGUCAUAGACAAUGCAGAGGAGGAUGACCCGGAAAUCUUGCUCAUGAAGCAGCGCGUGGAGGAGAUGGAGCGCGAGGCGACAAAGCUGAGGGAACUGCAGGCCGCGGCGGAGAAGGCGGAACGGAGUACGCCCACGGGGGACCAGCCGAUGGAAACUGAGGAGGAGAAGGCGGCUACGGACAGUCGGAGCAUAUACGUUGGGAACGUGGACUACUCUGCUACGCCAGAAGAGAUCCAGCAGCACUUCCAAGCGUGCGGCACCAUCAACCGGGUGACCAUUCUCUGCGACAAGUUCACCGGGCAUCCGAAGGGCUACGCAUACGUCGAGUUUUCUGAGACAGAACAUGUGGAUGCCGCCCUCUCCAUGGACAACUCCCUCUUCCGCGGGCGUCUCAUUAAGGUCACCGCAAAGCGGACGAACAUCCCCGGGUUCAACGCCCGCGGGCGGGGACGGGGCGGCUACCGAGGGGGCUACCGGGGCGGCUUCCGGGGAGGAGGCGGGGGCUACCAGCCGUACCGUGCGCGCGGCAGGUGA